AUGGGCAUACCAAACUCCAUUGGCUAUAAUCCAUCUUCAAGUUUUUCAGAUACUAGAAGAAAUGAAAAAGCAGGCAGUGGAAAUGUCAUUCUCAGCCCUAUCCAAACUCUAAAUCAGCACAACCAACAUUCCCUACAAGGACAUAGCCAACUAAAUUCACAUCAAUUAGAAGAAGAAAGGGAUCCACUUGUUGCAGCUACCAAUAGAGCACAACUACGACAACAAUCGACAACCUCAGGAAAUGGCACGACCACGACCACGACCAGCUCAUCAUCAGUGGUUAGACGAUACCGAGAAUGUCUCAAGAAUCAUGUUGCAAGCAUGGGAGGACAUGUCCUUGACGGAUGUGGCGAAUUCAUGCCAAGCGAAGAAGAAGGUGCGCUAAAGUGUGCAGCUUGUAAUUGUCAUCGAAAUUUUCAUCGGAGAGAAACUUUCUCCGAGGCUGAGACGCAGAUAGCUCGCCCACGCCCCCCAUAUUCUACAUUCAAUCCACCAAUACAUAGUAGUAGCAAUUACCACCACAAUUAUAGUACCGCGUCACCAGUGAUGAUGACUUUUGGAAGGAAUGCUGAAUCAUCAAGUGAGCAUCUAAAUUUGUUCAAUUCUAAUGCCGGAGGAGGACAAAGUUCGAAGUCGAAGAAGAGAUUUAGGACAAAGUUCACAGCGGAACAAAAAGAAAGAAUGCAUGAAUUUGCUGAGAAGGUGGGAUGGAGUAUACAGAAGCAAGACGAACAAGAAUUGCAACACUUCUGUAACCAAGUGGGUGUCAAGAGACAAGUUUUCAGAAUAUGGAUGCACAACAGCAAACAAGCAAAUAAGAAGAGACAAAUGUAAGGCGUCAUUACUGCGCCUAAUAAAUUAAACCUUGUUUCAGCUCAAAUUAGAUACUUUUAUUAGGGACUAAUU
This is a messenger RNA of Nicotiana tabacum (common tobacco), 906 nucleotides long. Its product is annotated as zinc-finger homeodomain protein 2-like. Gene Ontology annotation, biological process: regulation of developmental process; regulation of DNA-templated transcription. Gene Ontology annotation, cellular component: nucleus. Gene Ontology annotation, molecular function: transcription cis-regulatory region binding; DNA-binding transcription factor activity. NCBI's taxonomy places the organism in Eukaryota, Viridiplantae, Streptophyta, Magnoliopsida, Solanales, Solanaceae. The record is from RefSeq and is a predicted model, not a curated record.